UGAAAAGACCUACUCAUUCAAGACUAACUAAAAGUUUUGAUUAUUGUCUAACAUUAAAAACAAAAUCUAUUGAAGAACAAGAAAUGGUACAUCUUCAACAAUUCAUUGAUAUAUUAUCAAAAGACUUUGUAAAUAAAAGACAAUUAUCAAAAUUAUCAAAAAAUGGGAUUGCAAAACAAGUAAGAGGAAAAGUAUGGAAAAUACUUAUUGGUUAUAUUCCAUGUGAAACUAAUAAACAAAAAGAAAAUUUACAUAAUAAAAGAAAAGAUUAUUUACUUAUGACAAAUAAAUUACUUGAAGGAGGAUUAACAUUAAAUGAAGAAAAAUGUGAAGAACAAAUUAUUAAAGAUUUGAAUAGAUUAACACGAGAUAUACCAUUUUUAUUUCAUAAUAAAAUUCAACAAUUAAUGAAAAGAUUAUUAUUAACAUAUGCAAUUAAACAUCCAGCAUCAGGAUAUGUACAAGGAAUGAGUGAUAUGGUAGUACCAUUUUUAGUAGUAUAUAUUGAUGAAUAUUAUUUUGGAAGUUAUGAACAAAAAGUAAUUGAUAUGUUUAGUCAAACUGAAUUAGAUGAAUUAGAAGCAGAUGUUUAUUGGAGUUUUUGUUGGAUAUUACAAUCUAUUCAAAGUCAUUAUACAUAUGACCAACCAGGAAUUCAUCAUGAAUUAAAAGAAUUAGAAAUGUUAACAAAAAGAUAUAAUAAAAGAGUUGAUGAACAUUUUAAACAAUUAAAUAUGCAAUAUAUUCAAUUUGCAUUUAGAUGGUUUAAUUGUUGUUUAAUUAGAGAAUUUCCUAUAAAUUUAUCAUUAAUAUUAUGGGAUGGUUAUAUCUCAGAACCAAAUGGAAAUGGAUUUGAAGAAUUAAAUUUAUAUUGUUGUUGUUCUUUAUUGGAAAUAUUUAGUACAAAUAUUUUACAAAAAGACUUUGCUGAAUUAAUUGUAUUUUUACAAAAUUUACCAACUAAAAAUUGGACAAAGAAUGAUAUUCAACAAUUAUUACUUAAAGCAUAUGCUAUCUAUACAAUGGAACAUUUAGAAUAA
This is a messenger RNA of Entamoeba nuttalli P19, 1040 nucleotides long. Its product is annotated as TBC domain containing protein. The transcript has 2 exons. Bases 84 to 1040 code for a protein of 318 amino acids. Gene Ontology annotation, molecular function: GTPase activator activity. Lineage: Eukaryota; Evosea; Mastigamoebida; Endamoebidae. The record is from RefSeq and is a predicted model, not a curated record. Gene Ontology annotation, biological process: activation of GTPase activity.